AUGGCGAGCGGUGUCCCAGAAAUCCACUUCUACGAGCACGGGCUCAACAUCCGCCGAGUGAUCGAGCAGUCCAAUUUGCAGGAUCUGGACCAGGCCCUCAACAUCUGCGAUCUGUCCAGUCUGGAGCAAAAAUUCAGCCUCUGGCAGAAACUGCUGCCCAGGAUUAAGCCACACUACGCCGUCAAGUGCAACGACGAUCCUGUGGUGGUCAAAUUUCUGGCGGAUCUUGGUACUGGAUUCGACUGCGCCUCCAAAAACGAACUUAGGCUGGUUCUUGGCUUAGGCGUUUCACCUGAGCGUAUUAUCUUUGCACAUCCUUGUCGUCCAGUCAGCCACUUGGAGUACGCCAAGGAGCAGAUGGUGGUCAAUGGCACGGUGGACAAUGAGUACGAGGUUUACAAGCUCCAUAAGCACUAUCCAAACUCCAAUCUAAUUGUAAGAUUCAAAAGCGAGGCCAAGGAGGCACUGCAUUUUUUGGGCGAAAAGUUUGGAUGCAAUGUGAAGGCGGAUGCCGCUGCCCUACUGCUCCUGGCCAAGGCCUUGGAUCUGAAGGUUACUGGCACUAGUUUCCAUGUAGGUUCCGGAUGCAGCGAGGUGGAGGCCUACGACCGGGCCAUCGAAAAAGCCGAGAACAUCUUCAAGUUCGGCGAGCUUAUUGGUCAUGACAUGGACUUAUUGGACAUUGGCGGUGGCUUUCCCGGCACCGAUGAUGCACUGUUCGAGAAUAUUGCUGACGCUGUAAACACCUCGCUGCAGCUCCGUUUCCCCGAUGAGCGGGUCCAAAUAAUUGCCGAACCAGGACGUUUCUUUGUGGAGGCUGCUUACACUUUGAUCUGUAAGAUCCAUGCCAAGCGGGAGGUCCGAAAUAAAGCUGGGAAGUUGGACACAUUAAUGUAUUUCAUAAAUGACGGCAUCUACGGGUUCCUGGCCUGCACUUUCUACACCUCCGUAGUUGUGACUCCUGAAGUUUUCCUGGUAAGAAUUAGCAUCGAUACCCAGUAUUUUGCAAUUUUUCAAGCAGUAUUGAAAUCAUUUAUCCAGGUUGGAGCCAAUACCAUGCCAAAGUUCAAGUCUGUGAUUUGGGGACCCAGUUGCGAUGCCCAGGAUAGGAUUUCGGAGGAGCAGCACUUGCCCAACAUGAAUCGAGGUGAUCUCAUAGUGUUUCGCAACAUGGGUGCCUACGCAAAGACCAUGGCCAAGCCCUUCAAUGGAUUUGAAGUUCCGGUAACACUGUUUUUUCGGGCCAAAUAGUAAUAAAAGACAAACUUGCUUGCAUUUGUAA
Messenger RNA from Drosophila elegans, 1282 nucleotides. Its product is annotated as ornithine decarboxylase 2-like. Gene Ontology annotation, molecular function: ornithine decarboxylase activity. The coding region runs from base 1 to 1251 and encodes 416 amino acids. Gene Ontology annotation, cellular component: cytoplasm. The record is from RefSeq and is a predicted model, not a curated record. The transcript is spliced from 5 exons. Lineage: Eukaryota; Metazoa; Arthropoda; Insecta; Diptera; Drosophilidae.